Messenger RNA from Procambarus clarkii (red swamp crayfish), 4228 nucleotides. Its product is annotated as ATP-dependent RNA helicase DDX55. Gene Ontology annotation, cellular component: nucleolus. NCBI's taxonomy places the organism in Eukaryota, Metazoa, Arthropoda, Malacostraca, Decapoda, Cambaridae. Gene Ontology annotation, molecular function: nucleic acid binding; ATP binding. The record is from RefSeq and is a predicted model, not a curated record.
GACGCCUCCAGAUCCGGAUUUCUCAUCACAUAGACGGAGCACACACAUGGCUGUGACGUCAGGUGUGGAGUCUGGUGUGGUCUGCACACACCUGCCUACUGUGUGCUCUCUUCUGUGCACACAUUGACCGCGUAUAUAUAUAGAUAUAUAUACAUAUUUCUCGUCAUCUGGCCAGCAAGAGGUAGUUCUCAGGAUGUCGCUCUUCUGUUUGGUGCAGGAACUAUACAAAUAUUUUGUUAAAGAAAAGGACUACUGAUGAAUUAGCAGCAAGUUUUGGGUCUUGUGUGCUUUCCAGCUUCACUGAAGUUCCCACUUUGCCACACUUGUCAAGCGAUCAACAUCAUGGAUACCUCAUGGGAUAAUCUUCCAGUUAAACUUUUGGCUCCUGUUAAACGAACUAUCCAAGACUUUGGUUUCCAAAGCAUGACCCCUGUUCAGGCUGCUUGCAUCCCAUUGCUGCUCAGUCACAAAGAUGUUGCAGCUGAAGCAGUAACUGGGAGUGGGAAAACGUUAGCAUUCCUGAUUCCCAUCAUUCAGAUUUUAAAACAGCGUGAAGAUCCCUUAAAGAAGCAUGACAUCGGAGCUCUCAUUGUGUCCCCGACCCGGGAGUUGGCCACACAGAUUCAUGAAGUACUACAAGGGUUCCUAAAAUAUUGUCCACAGAUCACUUCCAUGCUAACAGUUGGAGGAUCAUUUGCUGGUGAUGACCUCCAGACUUUCAAAAGUAGAGGGGCCCACAUUUUAGUGUCCACACCAGGACGCCUUGAAGACUUGCUGGCUCGUAAUACAUUUGAAGGUCCCAGUCUUGCUGCUGGUGUAAAGGCCUUAGAAAUAUUGAUCCUUGAUGAAGCUGACAGACUUUUAGACUUGGGUUUUUUUAGUACCUUGAACACUAUCUUUGCUUAUCUCCCUAAACAGAGAAGAACCGGUUUAUUUUCUGCUACACAAACUUCAGACGUCAUCAGCCUUAUUCGUGCAGGAUUAAGGAAUCCUUUACAGGUGAAGGUAAAAGAAAAAGAUGCAACAGGGGAUGAUAGAACACCUCUUUCUCUACAUAAUUAUUAUAUGGUGUGCGAGGAGGAGAAGAAAUUUGACAUUUUAGUUAAGCUUUUGCAAGACAGGGAAUCAAAGAAAACAAUGCUCUUUCUACCCACUUGUGCUUGUGUUGAAUAUUUCACAAUUGUAUUGAAAGAAUUGUUAAAAAAUAUACAAUUUUUAUCUUUGCAUGGUAAAAUGAAGGAGAAGAGAUUUAAGGUAUUUGAUAAGUUUCGAGCUCUUAAAUCAGGGGUCUUAUUAUGCACAGAUGUAAUGUGCCGUGGUGUAGAUAUACCGAGUGUUGACUGGGUCAUCCAAUAUGAUCCACCCUCUACAGCUUCUGCAUUUGUUCACCGUUGUGGCCGCACUGCAAGAAGUGGCAAUGAGGGUUCAGCGAUUGUCUUGCUACGACCAUGUGAGACAGAUUAUGUAGAAUUCAUCGAAUUGAACCAAAAAGUUACCUUGAAUCCUUUGGAUUCUCCAACAGAUGUACCUGAACUUUUGAAGAAAUUAAGGAAACUACAGCUCCAGGAUCGUUCAGUAAUGGACAAAGCAAAUCGUGCAUUUGUGUCAUUUAUUCAGUCAUAUGCUAAACAUGAGUGUAAUGUGAUUCUUAAUGUUAAAAGCUUGAGUCUUGGUCGCACUGCCUCUAGUUUUGGCUUACUGAAACUUCCCAAAAUGCCCGAGUUGAAAGGUGUGAAUGUUACUGACUUUGUCCCUGUAAAAAUGAAUUACAAUACUAUUGCUUAUAAAGAUAAGCAAAAGGAAAAGAGCAGGCAGCAGAAACUCAGCAUAUACAGAGAGACAGGUCAGUGGCCGGGUAUGAAGCCGUACACACCAAAACCUGAACCUUGGUCUCAGAAAAAGGAUAAAAUGGAAAAAAAGAAGAAAAGACAUGAAAAGAAACUGAAGCGAGGGCACCAGUUUACUCAAGAAGACUUGGAUGAUUUGGAGGAAGAUUUUCGCAUGGUGAAAAAAUUAAAAAGAGGCAAAGUCAAAACCAAGGAUUUUGACAAGCACUUUGGCUGCGAUGUUGAUGAUGAAACACAAGAAGAUGAUGAAGGGGAUGCUAGCAGAAACAAAUAAAUAGAUAUGAAAAAUUGGAGCUUGUUCAUUUUUAACAGUUGAAAUUUUAUUGUAAUCUAGUUACUGUUCAAUGAGUUAGUUUCUGAUAUGCUGAGAAAGUCACUAUUUACAUACUGUGCUUUCAGAAUAUAUUUUAAUACCUUAUCUCUACAUAAAUACAGAAAGUACUGUACUAUUAUACUGUUCUUAAAAAAAGUUGUAUGUUGAGAUGCAGUAAAUGUUCAGUUGAAUAAACAUAAGCAAAUUAAUGUUUUUAUUAUGAAAACAGUUAAAUUAAGGUAAAUACUUUGGGAAACUGAAAUGCCAAGAUUGCUGUACAGUAUUUGAAAUUAUAAUACUUGUAUAAAUAUAUACAAGAAGCUACCUGAGACUUUUAUUUAUUAAUAUUAAUGAUUUUAUUAUUAUUGGUAAUUUGUUUUUUCUUACAAAGGCUGAGAUGUACUUCCAAAAUUGAUCUAUAAAAAUGUGAAAAUCUAGUAAAUCGGCCCUCAUCACUUGCUGAAGCAUAAGAAGCUCAUUGUUUUGUCCAUUGGGAUCCUGGCCAGACAGAGUUGGACUCACUUGUUCUUGGUUAUAAAGUUCUCAAGGGAUGAAAGUUUGUCUCUAGCAUUGAUGCUACUGUAGGGUGAGCCUGUUGAACGCUGAGCAUGGUAAUCGUAUCCAUACUUUUCAGUGCCGAAAAGUCAACGGUAGUUUUGUGUAGAGAUUGUGUGCAAAACUACAAUAGUGCUUCAUCUUACAUUUGUAGGAUUAUGUGUAAACUGUCACUGGAAGACAGCACCGUCUUUAAAAUACAAUGGACUCUCCUUUAGGCAAGAAACUGUAUACAGUACAGUAGUUGGUUUCAUCCUAACUUUUUAAGAAAGUUGUUUGUCUAUGUACUAUACAAAAAACAGAUUCGACUUUAACUGUGACUUUUAAGAAUUAUCAAUUGCUAUUUAAAUAUUAAUGAGAACUUAAAAAGAAGUUUGAUAAAAUAAGGUACAGUACUGCAUAAUUGAUCUUUGAAUAUUUGGAAUUACUGUACUGUAUUUCUAUGCUUUAAGCUCUGAUGAAAAUAAAUGUAAUAAUUAACUAAUAGUCCAGUAAGGUGAUUUUUUAAUAAUAAAUUCAAAGUCUGUAUUAAGGUUAUUAUAAUGCACUACUGUACAGUAUUUGUUUAAUUUGGUUUUAACACCGUCAUGUACAUUCUAGAUUUUUCACCGUGAAUGCUGCACUCUAAUGAAGGCCAGGCCCCUGGAGAUCCCUAUGUGGAUCGUCUACCUUUUAGUCUUGGCAACAGGUUUUGCUCCACCACCCUCCAAGGCAGAGCUAAUGUUGCCAAGGCUACAUUGGCACUGGUGACCGUGGCCUCCUUGGGAGCAUAUGUGGUGGGCCCAACAGUGGUCAACGCACUGGCUGAGAUUCCAGCACCGGCUGAGAUUCCAGCACCGACAGCCAUUACCAUACAAAAGAAAAAAGAUGACUUGAUUCUCAUUGACUCUACUAACUGAACAUAUAUUAUUAGUUUAAACUUAGUAUCGCAGGUGGUGUCGGGACGUUUACAACUGUCGAGUAACAGUAAAUUUGAUUUCUGUUUUUGCAAAAGUUUUUAGCCUAGGACAUCAACCAUUCUGAAAUUCUUAGGGAUAAUUAUUGAGAGCAUUGGAGGCUAGCUAGAGCAAUCCACAGUAAAAAAAUUAUAUCGUUCUUUCCUCUAUAUCUUGAUGAUGAUAACUUAGCAAGAAUACUUGUGCACUAAAAGUACCACCUUCUGCUCCUCAUUCACUAGUCAUGGUAGAUGUACAUUUCCUGAGGUCACACCAUAUAUUUUUGAAUUUGUGAUAUUUUUUAAUGUGUGCCAAUAUCAACACAGGUGAAUUGAUGUACAGUUGCCCAGUUUUUAAGGUUAGUUGUUAAUAAAAUCUAAAUGAUGCUCAAAGUUUUGUAGUGGUUGUUUGGUUUGUAAUGUGUUUAGUGAUUUAUUCAUGUCUCAUAACCUGUGUGUGUAUACUUGGAAAUACUGGACUGUAAUCACAUAUCAUAAGUGUUCACUCAGAAUCAUUAUUUAUUCCAAUUUACACUGAAUCAUAGGUUUUAUUAUGUAAAUAAAUUCUGACCAGAUGGA